Molecule: messenger RNA, 872 nt
Organism: Acanthochromis polyacanthus (spiny chromis)
Lineage: Eukaryota; Metazoa; Chordata; Actinopteri; Pomacentridae
Product: gamma-crystallin M2-like
Exons: 3
Coding region: 110-640 (176 amino acids)
Biological process (GO): visual perception; lens development in camera-type eye
Molecular function (GO): structural constituent of eye lens
Source: RefSeq, a predicted model, not a curated record
UUAAAUCCUGCUCUUUGAACAAACAGCUGAAGUGAGGUUUAUAAAGCGCCACCGGCCGGCCGCUUCCAGAGCGUUUUCCUGAGGCGACCUGCUGCCAGCUGCCUGCAGGAUGAGCAGUAAGAUCAUCUUCUACGAGGACAGGAACUUCCAGGGUCGCUACUAUGAGUGCGACACCGACUGCCCCGACAUGCAUCCUCACUUCAGCCGCUGCAACUCCAUCAAGGUGGAGAGCGGCUGCUGGGUUCUGUACGAGAAGCCCAACUACAGCGGCUACCAGUACGUUCUGACCCGCGGAGAGUACGCCGACUACCAGCGCUGGAUGGGCUACAACGACAGCAUCCGGUCCUGCAGAACCUUCUCCUACACCAGCGAGGGUCCGUACCGCAUCCGGAUCUACGAGCGGCCCAACUUCCAGGGCCAGAUGAUGGAGUUCAGCGGCGACUGCGAGUCGGUCCAGGAUCACUUCCGCAGCCGCGACAUUUAUUCCUGCAACGUGAUGGACGGAUACUGGACGCUGUACGAGCACCCCGGCUACCGCGGCCGCCAAUACUUCAUGAAGCCCGGAGAGUACCGCAAGUUCAGCGACUGGGGGGCCACCUGCGCCUCCACCGGCUCCUUCCGCCGGAUCACCGACUUCUAGUCCUCCACCAGGUCCUCCUAGUCCUCCUCCUGGUCCUCCUAGUCCUCCUCCUGGUCCUUCCGGUCUUCCUGGUCCUCCUCCUAGUCUUCCUCUUGGUCUUCCUCCUGGUCCUCCUGGUCCUUCUUGUCCUCCUCCGGGUCCUCCUAGUCCUCCUCCUAGUCCUCCUCCUAGUCUUCCUCCUAGUCCUCCUCCGGGUCCUUCACCGUGUUUUAAAUAAACGAGCUGCUGCAGA